AUGUCUUUUCAUGUUUCAUUAAGUGAGAAAUAACUGUGAAAAAACAAGACGUUAAAAAUGAUAUUCAAAAGAUAUACCCCCGACCAAAAAUAAUCAAAAAUGGCGAGUCAGAUGUGGCCAAAAGUUUUGAUCUGACGCCGGGCGGUCAAAGCGGCCGAGGUUCGAGAAGGACCUCUGGACUGGCGCGAAAGGUUCGCCGUCCCAAAAACAAUCGUCAUUCUGUUUUUUCUCCGUUCUGUGCAGGGUGCUGCUGCCGCUCGUCUUAGAUUUUGAAUUUAUUAUUUUAAUUGUUGUUCUUAGAUAGUUUUACUUGUAUUAUUUCAAUUUUUAAAUUUCUUUCAGCGGUCUUCGAAGCUUUUCGGCGUUGUAAAGCAUUUUAUUUUUUUUGAAUGACGUGGAAAAAUGUUUUUAACUACCUUUGCGGAGUUUUCGAGAAGCGUAGAGUUUUUUCCAAGCUAGACGAAUGAAGUUUUCCAGAAUCUUGUGCCUUCUCUUUCAAGGAUCAAAACUUUAGAUGAUCGCUGAAAUUUGCUCUGCUUUAUUGCUUUCUUCAAUGAACUUCGCUUCCCGUUUUUUUUUUCGUAUUUUCCAACGUUUUUUUGAUUUCAGACGAAUACCGAGGGACCGCGACUUCGACGACUUUUUCAAGGCCUCGACUCGGAUUGGUAUCAAUUUCAAAUGUUUCAAUGUUGCUUUUUGCGUUGAGAAACGUUUGAAGAUUUAAAUUUCCUAUUUUUUUCAGGUGUUUCUUGAUCGGCAUCCUAAAAACGACGUUUCUCAACGUGGAAAGUUUUGUGUCAAAUCAAAAAAUUUUUCUCUUCUUGAAAGUUCGACUCAAACUUUUAAUCCUUGUUUACAGGUCUUUUAAUUUUCACCUCCGGGUGAUAUCGCAUGAGGCACACACAUAAAUUUUCAAACUUCUUUUUUGAGCACCCAUUUUUAAGUUCUCAAAUAUUUCUUUAGAAAUUUCCUAGUUGAGGUUUUUAAAAAAAUUGUUCAAAGCGUUCAUCAAGAGGGUCGAUUUGUCAAGCCGUCUGAAUUAUUGUUCUCAAUAACUUUUUCCAGUUAAAAAAUGUCCAUGUUAUAACAUUCAUUUUUUUUCCGUUUUCAAAGGGUUUUUAGAAGAUUUUUGAGAAUCCUUUCUUUUAAAAAAAUACUAGCUCUUCACUCGAAAUGUUGACCCGUAGGUUUAUAAGUUUCAGAAAUAUCAAAAAAACUAGAUGUUUAUUGCUACUUUUUUUAGUUUAGAAGUUUGACAUGAACUUUUUAGAUUCAAAAAAACGUCUACCUCUUAAAUUUUUCUUCUUCACCGUUUUAUGCUUUUUUUAGUAUAAUUUUUUUAGGUUCAGUUUCAUGCGACAUCAUCUACCCUUCUAGCUUUCUUUUUUUAUAUAUUUCGAGUUGAAAUGAACUUUUUAGAAGAAAAAAAUUUUUGUCCGUCUCUUGUCCGUGGGGUGAAUGUUGUCGGCGUCUUUGGUCGGUGGUGGCGCAGAAAAAAAGACGACUGUAUCCCCGGCUUUCGUCCGGCCAGAGAGAGCAUCACGAAAGAGGAGAGCUGUAGUCUGGCGUCUCCUAAAAUACCAUGCUCUCUCGCCGGCUUCAGCCGAGCAUACAUGCGACUUUUGAUCUGUGGAGUGGGGGUACUGUGGGGCAAGGCUCCUCUUCCCUCCCAAGCUCGUCAAUUCGAAGGUCGCGUCCAGUAUAUUGGGUUGUGUACAAAUAAAUUUUGCUUUUUUUCCAAGUUAUGUUUUUUUUUUUCAGAUUAGUGCUAUAUCCAAGCUUCUCAUGAUCCGAAUGGAAUCAAUAAUUCAAUAAUAAGCUUUUUUUUUCCGUUCAGUCUUUUUGAAGGAUUCUCUUUCAUUUUUGUAGACAAAACAACGGACUUUUUCAGAGUCCACGACCUUUUUCCUGAGUUAAAAAAGAAUCAUCUUCAAAUAGUUAUUGGGUUCACGUUGCCGUAUUUUCAUAUUUUUUUUUCUCAACACUUUCGGUUGAAAAGAACGAAGACUUCAUCAAAUAAAAAUGUUCAGUUUUGCUGAAGUUGACAAUUUUUUGUAGCUCUUUGAAUGUGAGUAUAGGGCCUUUCAAAUAAUUGAAGAGCCUAUCGUAGACAAGUUUAUAUAAUUUGAUCUUUAUUCAAUUUGAAUUAUAUUUCCCUGGUUUUUGGUUUUUCUAAGUAGAUAGCUGGAUUUCCAAGUUUUAAGUUUGUUUGUUUCUUAGGUAAUUAGUCCAAUAGGUCCGUUUUUGAAGGUUCUUUCAGAUUUAGUUCGUUCAUUUUAGGUUCCUAGAAAGAUUAAAAUAGGUUAUUUUUGUCAAUUAGUAUUGGUCGAUAAAAAGCGAGAUUCAUUUGUACACAACCUGAUAUGAUUCCCGAGCUCAUGAAAAUGAACUUGAUUUGCUGGUUGGUCUAGUGGUUCGGAAACUGGUUUGGUAAAUUCACGACGAAGGUUCGGAUCUUGAUGAAGUUUCAAUUUUCAUUUUUCUUGAUAGUCCAAACAUUUUUUUUCGGGUUGAGUCUUUUGGUCGCAACUGUUACAUUUCACGAAAAUUUUACGGAAUUUCAUUUAAUUUUUUCAGAGUUAGUACUUUUUGACUUUUUAUUGACACUUAUUUGCAACAAAACAAUCCGCAAUAAUUUCUUUUUUGCAACAAAACAAUCCGCAAUAAUUCCAUGGCCUCCAAACAAUUUUUAGGCUUUUUUCCUUCAGCUCUUCUUACUUUUGCUGCAAAAAAAAACCGCAAUGGAUAAAUGGCCUUCCAAUUUGGCCGCUUCACGGAAUGUCUUCUUUCUAAAAGGCAUUAUAAAUUCUUUUUUUUUUGAUAUAUAUUUUAAAUUUGAAAAAUGAACCAUUUUUCAUCAAUGAUUCGGAUUCAACAAAGUUGAGCAUCAGAAAUAUAUCCAUGAAGCGGAAAAAUUGAAAGCUCAUGAGCUUAUUGCGGUUUUUUUCAAAAUUUUUAGGCUUUUUUUUUCAAAUUUUAGGUAAACUUCGGACCUUCGUCAAGAGUUUUUCAAAAAAAGAUCUGAAAGCUUUGCGUAUUUUUUACGUCAUGGACUUUUUUUUUAAGUAAAAAUGGUUUUUUCUGUCAAUCAGUAAAUUGCGUACAUUUGCUUGGGUUCGGGCGCCACCUGACAGUGUCUUGCGAGGUCAUUCCUGCUCCUUCGUUCUAUCACAACUUCUAAACUUCAUCCUGAGCCAACUUGAGCUCGAACUCUUUCCACUUGAUCUUCAGAUCAUUUGAAAUGAACAUGCAAGACCUGUGACAUGUUGGAAAAGUGCUCUUGAAUUUUGGAUUCUUCAGCUUUUACAUCUGCAAGGCUUCUCUUUGGAAUUCAAAUUUGCAUUCUGUGCUUUGAAGUCUUCUUCAUUUCGACACAGUCAACAAAUAAUAGUCGAACAGAAAAACUUUGCCUUCUGGCAAAAUUUUUCCUUUUAAAAAAACUUGUGUUUUUUUGUACAUUCUGAAUUUUUUUGUAUUCACUUUCUACAUACAUUUGAAAGAAUUUUUUUCCAUUUUUUUAGAGUUUAAAAAUAUGGAUAUAUUGGCUGUGUCAAAUUGGCGAAGAUUUCGAAGCGCAGAUUUUUUUCAAUUAAUCAAACUCUAAAAAUUUCUAAAAACUUGAAAUUUACAAGCUUUUUGCUGAAAUGCUUGUUGCAGUUCUUCUUAGUUUCAUUAGGGUCAAUCAGCAUUAGAAGAAUAUUUGGAGAAAAAAAAUUUUAUUUUCCAAACUGACUUCAAAAAUUUGUUCCUUCUAUUCAAACUUGUAAUUUUUAAAAGGUCGAACUGAAAACUUUCUUUUUUUUCGCAACCUUAAAACUGAGCAGAUGCUUGAUUUGAUUGACUUGAGUAGACUGGAGAAGUGCAAGACGUGUUCAAAAAAAGGUUGAAGUUUAGAAGAAUUAUAGUUUUAUUCAACGAAAUAAAAAACUUUGAGAGCAUCUUUUUAACAUAGCACAAGUACAUAAUGUCUUUUCAAAGGAUUAGGCCGUCAAAUGGAGCGAACUUGAGUUUAUCAGGAUGAAGCUCUGAAGAAAAGGGUGGAAAAAGAGGAGCAUUAAUGACCUUGUAGGACAAUGUCCAAGGACGAGCUUGGAGGUGAAAGAUUCCUCGCUUGACAGGACUCUCACCAGGCCUCAAGCCACCUACCAAAGACUUGGCUUCGGGUUCCACCGUCCUCCAGAGGGCGGUGAAGCCCGAAGUCAAGGCCUCCGGGUCGGACUCCACAGCCAGCCUGUGGGGUCUGAGGCUGAGGUCUCUAGCUAGGGCCCUUAAGGCCCGGGCUGAAAACUCGGCCUCAGACCCCCAGGGGCGGCGCGUGGUGCUCGAGAUCGGAAGUCUAACCGGCACCUGAAACCCCAGGUCCGGCAGCGGCUCUGACCCUGCCGGACAAAUCCAAGUACAAAAGGGGGAGGAGAAUACUUUAUUAAAAAUCAUGGUUCAGAGUGUCCGGUUCAAUGCCGCCCUCGGAGUACGACGUCGUCCGGCAUCCAUCCCGGCUCGCGUCUCGACCGGCAUCCAUCCCGUCACAUCAAUCGACCUGAAACCCUCCCCAUUAACCCCUUUAAUUCCCUUCCCUUGUGAUCUCGGAACCCUCCAAAUCUGGAGCGGUCCGGACCCCUUCCUCAAAUGA
Messenger RNA from Caenorhabditis auriculariae, 4630 nucleotides. The record is from the annotation of a GenBank genome assembly. NCBI's taxonomy places the organism in Eukaryota, Metazoa, Nematoda, Chromadorea, Rhabditida, Rhabditidae.